Molecule: messenger RNA, 1355 nt
Organism: Ananas comosus (pineapple)
Lineage: Eukaryota; Viridiplantae; Streptophyta; Magnoliopsida; Poales; Bromeliaceae
Product: ornithine carbamoyltransferase, chloroplastic
Exons: 6
Coding region: 158-991 (277 amino acids)
Biological process (GO): L-citrulline biosynthetic process
Cellular component (GO): intracellular membrane-bounded organelle
Molecular function (GO): amino acid binding; ornithine carbamoyltransferase activity
Source: RefSeq, a predicted model, not a curated record
UACCCGCCGGAUCUUGUGCCGCGCCGCCGCCCCCGCCUCCGUCGCCGUGGCCUUUCCAGCCAAGGGGAGAGAUGGUCCUAAGGAUUUCCUUCAUAUAAGCGACUUCGACAAGGAUACGAUCUUAAAGAUCCUUAAUCAAGCAGCAGAGGUCAAGGCAAUGUUGAAAUCAGGAGACAGAUCUUUCCAACCAUUUAAAGGAAGGACAAUGGCUAUGAUAUUUGCUAAGCCAUCAAUGAGAACACGUGUUUCAUUUGAAACCGGAUUUUUCUUGCUUGGCGGGCAUGCCGUUUACUUAGGGCCUGAUGAUAUCCAGAUGGGCAAGCGUGAGGAGACCCGUGAUGUUGCUCGCGUGCUUUCGGGAUAUAAUGACAUCAUCAUGGCCAGAGUUUUUGCUCACCAGGAUAUUCUGGACUUGGCAGCAUAUGCUUCAGUGCCAGUUAUAAAUGGGCUAACUGACUACAACCACCCAUGCCAGAUAAUGGCUGAUGCACUUACCAUUAUUGAACACAUCGGUCAUUUGGAAGGAACAAAGGUCGUUUAUAUUGGAGAUGGGAACAACAUCGUGCACUCGUGGCUUCUGUUGGCAUCCAUAGUGCCUUUCCACUUUGUUUGCGCUUGUCCACGUGGGUUCGAGCCAGACGAGAAAACAGUGGAGAAGGCGAGGAGCGCUGGAAUAAGCAAGAUCGAGAUAACAAACGAUCCCAAGGAAGCAGUAAAGGGAGCGGAUGUGGUGUAUUCAGAUGUUUGGGCUAGCAUGGGCCAAAAGGAUGAGGCUGAAUACAGAAAACAGCGGUUCCAAGGAUUUCAGGUGGAUGAAGCCCUAAUGGAGAUUGCAGGCCCAAAGGCCUAUUUCAUGCAUUGCCUGCCGGCCGAAAGAGGGGUGGAAGUGACCGAUGGCGUCAUCGAGGCCCCGAACUCAAUCGUCUUUCCCCAGGCCGAGAACCGUAUGCACGCGCAGAACGCGAUCAUGCUCCACCUGUUCGGCCUCUGAAGAAAAAAAAAAAAAAAGAAAAACGAGGAAAGAACAAGAAAAUAAAAUGCCGUGGUUGUAUCCUUGGCAUCAAACAGGGGAAACUGUGAUCGUGCAACAUGUGGUUGUACCAUCAAAGUUGGUUUCUCCAUAGACGUUAGAAGGAGGGGCAACUUUUACCUGAACUCGGCAUCAACAUCUUCACCAGGUGUAGUUGCACAAACUUCUAGCUUUCUAUUUAUGCCGAUAAUCAAGUGUUCGAGAUUGUUGACGGUGCUGGAGAUGAUACUUUGCCUCGAGCUUGGUGAAUCAAAUGUUAGUUGCUUCCUUUGUCGCGAAUUUUAUCUUCUUCUUCUUCAUCUUCAAAAGCUCCUUCUAUAUGCAA